AUGCUUCCUGGGCCUAUCACCAAACUUGCGAAACUCGAUCAGCGGAAGUUCGUUCCAAAGCUUUGGCGAAGGGGUGAAGAUACCCCGGAAAGGGAAGGCCUACAAAAGACAGCAAAUGCUGUUUGUGACAAGUGCGAGAUUGGGACAUCGAUGAAAGACGAGCUACUCAGCUCAGACCCAACCUCCAAGAAAACACAGGCGUAUCUCAGAUGUCUUACACAACAAAUAAGCUUGUAG
Messenger RNA from Paracoccidioides brasiliensis Pb18, 237 nucleotides. RefSeq lists its product as uncharacterized. The coding region runs from base 1 to 237 and encodes 78 amino acids. The transcript has a single exon. The record is from RefSeq and is a predicted model, not a curated record.